AUGAGUGUGGCUCUAGCUUCUCCCCAAAGCCUGCCUGAAGCUUGCGACCCCGACUCCAGGGACUCCUCACCAAUAUCUACAGUUUUGGGGACUGAAGAAAAUUAUACAUCCUUGCAAAUGCCAUCUACUGAACCAUUCUACUCAGAGACUGUCUCUCCUUCUCCUCUUCCUUCCUCCAUGGAUGUGCUUAUUCAGGAUAGCCCUGAUUCUUCCACCAGUCCCAAAGUAAAAGAGCCGGCUCCUGUAGAGAACAGCCCAGUGAAGAACGAAGGUAAAGGCCAGGAAAAGAAACAGAAGGUCAGAACUGUUUUCACUCAGACCCAGCUGUGCAUACUCAAAGAUAGAUUUCAGAAACAGAGAUACCUCAGCCUCCAGCAGAUGCAAGAACUUUCUGAAGUCUUGAACCUUAGCUACAAACAGGUUAAGACUUGGUUCCAGAACCAAAGAAUGAAAUGUAAGAGGUGGCAGAAAAACACCAACUGGUCAAAGAAUAACAAUGCUGUGACUCAGGUCUCAGCACCUACAGAAUACCUGGACCUCUACACUCCCUACCACCAGGGAUGCCUUCCUUCUGGAAACUUUCCAAUGUGGAGCAAUCAGACUUGGAAUAGCCAGACUUGGAGCAACCAGACCUGGAACAGCCAGGCUUGGAGCAACCAGACCUGGAACAGCCAGGCUUGGAGCAGCCAGACCUGGAACAGCCAGGCUUGGAGCAGCCAGACCUGGAAUAACCAAUCCUGGAACAGCCAGGCCUGGAAUAAUCAGUUCCAGAACUGUGGAGAGGAAUUCCAGCUACCCCAGAUCCAGUUCCAGCAAAAUUCUGCCAGUGAUCUGGAGGCCUCACAACCUGUAGAUCUAUUCCUAAAUUACUCUGUGAACAUACAACCUGAAGAUGUGUGA
Messenger RNA from Orycteropus afer afer, 900 nucleotides. RefSeq names its product Nanog homeobox (gene NANOG). The transcript is spliced from 4 exons. Gene Ontology annotation, molecular function: RNA polymerase II cis-regulatory region sequence-specific DNA binding; DNA-binding transcription factor activity, RNA polymerase II-specific. Lineage: Eukaryota; Metazoa; Chordata; Mammalia; Tubulidentata; Orycteropodidae. Bases 1 to 900 code for a protein of 299 amino acids. The record is from RefSeq and is a predicted model, not a curated record. Gene Ontology annotation, biological process: regulation of transcription by RNA polymerase II.